AUGAUAGUAUACCAGUGCAUUUUACUGGUGUUUGAUUUCCUGAAUUUUGUCUUCCGAGCCAAUUUGCUGACGCUGCAGGCUGCUUGGAGAUUAGUUUUCCCCCCUCCCGAGAAAUCAGUUGUGGGAGAAAUCGUUUUGAUAACAGGAGCUGGCCAUGGCAUUGGGCGCGAGUUAUCCCUCCAACUGGCACGUCUGGGAGCAAAAAUUGUCUGUUUGGACAUUGAUGAGGCAAACAACCAGAAAACUGUCGCAGAUAUUUGCCGUGAAGGCGGUGCUGCGUAUGGAUAUAAAUGUGAUGUGACAAGCAGAGAUGAAGUGAGAACUGUGUCUAAUGAGAUUCGUGAAAACAUUGGUGAAAUAACUAUUCUUGUGAAUAAUGCGGGGAUAAUGCCCUGUAAACCGUUUAUCAAGCACACUCCGGAAGAUAUUGAGAGGAUCUUCAAAGUCAACGUAUUUGCACACUUUUGGAUGCUAAAAGAGUGGCUGCCAACUUUCAUAGCCAUGGGACGUGGCCAUGUUGUCGCCAUGUCUUCUAUUGCUGGACUUAUGGCAACCAGUAAUGUUGUGCCUUAUUGUGCUUCUAAAUAUGCUGUUAAAGGUCUAAUGGAUGGCCUUGUGGAAGAGAUGAGGUACGGAGGUCGAAAUCCGAACAUCAAAUUCACGUGUGUGCAUCCCUUCGUUGUUGACACCGGACUUGCAAAGAAGCCCCGUAUAAGGUAA
This is a messenger RNA of Penaeus monodon (black tiger shrimp), 720 nucleotides long. Its product is annotated as epidermal retinol dehydrogenase 2-like. Bases 1 to 720 code for a protein of 239 amino acids. The record is from RefSeq and is a predicted model, not a curated record. The transcript has 7 exons. Gene Ontology annotation, molecular function: oxidoreductase activity, acting on the CH-OH group of donors, NAD or NADP as acceptor. Gene Ontology annotation, cellular component: lipid droplet. Lineage: Eukaryota; Metazoa; Arthropoda; Malacostraca; Decapoda; Penaeidae.